AUGGCGAUGGCGCGAAUCCUCUCCCAUGCCCUGAGACGCGCCAAUCUUCACCCCGGCUCUGCCCCUCGGGCCCUAAUCACCCGCCGCCAUUUCUCCGACCAAUCCGGUAAAACCGAGGUAGAAUUGAUUGAGGUGGAGGUGGACCAAUCUUCUUCACACGAGGCCGCCGCCGAGGUCAUAAGCGCCGGAAUUAAGAGAUUAGAGGAGGCCAUUCACAGAAUCGUCGUGCGCCGUUCUGCGCCCGAUUGGCUUCCCUUUUUACCCGGUUAUUCUUAUUGGGUUCCUCCAUCCAACAGCAAUAGAAUCAUGCGCCACCCGCAAGGUUUUAUUGAGGUGGUUGAGAAUUUGGCCACGGAGGGCGUGCCGAAUAGGGUAAAGCAGUCAGAUUUCUUGACGGAGGAUGAAACGAUGUCGUUUAGUUCUGCGCGUGGGUGGCCUUCUUCGACUUAUUUUAUUGAAGGCGCUUCACCCAUUCAUCCAAUUCCAGUGAUGGAAGUGGAGGUAAAAAAUCACAGGAAUGUGAACAAUUUGGGAAGCGCACCUACCUCUGAGGAGGAAGGAUGA
Fraxinus pennsylvanica is the source of this 564-nucleotide messenger RNA. The record is from the annotation of a GenBank genome assembly. NCBI's taxonomy places the organism in Eukaryota, Viridiplantae, Streptophyta, Magnoliopsida, Lamiales, Oleaceae.